Messenger RNA from Perkinsus marinus ATCC 50983, 369 nucleotides. RefSeq names its product vacuolar ATP synthase subunit g, putative. The transcript is spliced from 3 exons. Gene Ontology annotation, cellular component: vacuolar proton-transporting V-type ATPase complex. Lineage: Eukaryota; Perkinsozoa; Perkinsida; Perkinsidae. Gene Ontology annotation, molecular function: proton-transporting ATPase activity, rotational mechanism. Gene Ontology annotation, biological process: proton transmembrane transport. The coding region runs from base 1 to 369 and encodes 122 amino acids. The record is from RefSeq and is a predicted model, not a curated record.
AUGGCCAACCAGCAGUCUCAGCAACUCAUUCAGCAGCUCUUGAAGGCCGAGCAGGAGGCCGACACUUACGUUAGCCGUGCCAGAGAGAACAGGACUAAGAAGCUGCGUGAAGCCAAGAGCGCCGCUCAGGACGAGGUCGCCUCUUUCCGUGCUAAGGAGGAGGAGAAGUUCAACCGUGACUAUGCUGCUCUUCAGAGCACUUCUGGUGGUGAGGAUGAGGAGCUUGCCAAGCAGACUCAGGCCGAUAUUGACGCCAUUCACGCUGCUUACACCAAGAACUCCAAGGUCGCCGUCAAGUACAUGGUCGAUCGUGUCUUGGAUGUCACCCCUGAGCUUAGCAGAAUCCAGGUCGAUGUCCUUUCCAUGUAA